Messenger RNA from Hyaloperonospora brassicae, 2688 nucleotides. The record is from the annotation of a GenBank genome assembly. NCBI's taxonomy places the organism in Eukaryota, Oomycota, Peronosporomycetes, Peronosporales, Peronosporaceae.
AUGAAUCCGGCGGAAUUCACCGACAAGACGAACGAGUACCUGCGCAACGCCCACGACUUGGCCGAAGAACUGGGCCACGCGCAGCUCACGCCGUUGCACGUGGCCCACGCGCUGUUUGACGACAAGAACGGCACGGCCAAGCGCGUGGCCGACCUGGUGCACGGCAACGGCAGUGGCUUCCAACAGGACGUGAUGGCGCAGCUCAAGAAGCUGCCGACGCAGUCGCCUGCGCCCGAUUCAAUUGGCGCGGACUCGGCGCUCAUGAAGCUGUUCAAGUACGCGCACAAGAUGCGCAAAGACCUCAAGGACUCGCACUUGGCGGCGGACCACCUCGUGAUGGCGCUGUACAACAACUCGCAAGUCGCGAGUCUGCUCAAGAGCAACCAGAUGGACGAGAACCAGGUCAAGGACGCGGUGCAGAAGAUGCGGGGCGGACGGCCCGUCACGAGCGCGGCGGCCGAGGAGAACUACGACGCGCUCAACAAGUACGGCCAGGACCUGGUCAAGCUGGCCGAGGCCGGCAAGAUUGACCCGGUGAUUGGACGCGACGAGGAGAUCCGCCGGGUCAUUCGCAUCUUGUCGCGACGGACGAAGAACAACCCCGUGCUGAUUGGCGAGCCGGGUGUCGGGAAAACGGCGAUCGUCGAAGGGCUGGCACGACGGAUCGUUGUUGGCGACGUGCCCGAGUCGCUGAACUGCAGACUCAUUAGCCUUGACAUGGGCGCGCUGAUUGCUGGGGCCAAGUACCGCGGGGAGUUUGAAGAGCGUCUGAAGGCCGUGCUGAAGGAAGUGAAGGACAGUGACGGCAAGAUUAUCUUGUUCAUUGACGAGAUGCACCUCAUCCUCGGGGCUGGUCAAACGUCCGGUGCAAUGGACGCUGCGAACCUGCUGAAGCCUAUGUUGGCACGAGGCGAGCUGCGGUGCAUUGGUGCAACGACGUUGGACGAGUACCGCGAGCACGUGGAGAAGGACAAGGCUUUUGAACGGCGGUUCCAACAGGUGCAGGUGAGUGAGCCGUCUGUCACGGACACGGUAAGCAUUCUGCGAGGUGUGAAGGAGCGCUACGAAGCGCACCAUGGUGUCCAGAUCAUGGAUGCAGCUCUCGUGGCUGCUGCUAAGCUCGCCGACCGCUACAUCAAGGAACGAUUCAUGCCAGACAAAGCGAUCGAUAUCGUUGAUGAAGCGUGCGCGAACGUACGUGUCCAGCUGGACAGUCAGCCCGAAGUCAUUGAUGAACUCGAGCGCCGGCAGCUGCAGUUACAAGUUGAGGCUACUGCUCUUGAAAAGGAGAAGGACGAGAUGAGCAAGCAGCGUUUGAAAAAGGUGCAAGAAGAGUUGAACAAGAUCCAGGACGAGCUCAGUCCGUUGAUCCUGCGCCACGAGGCGGAAAAGGCUCGCGUGAAUGAAAUCCGACAGCUCCGCGACAAGCUCCAGAACUUGCAGCUGAAGGCAGAGCAGGCCGAACGCAACCAGGACCUGCAGACCGCCUCUGAUCUGCAGUACUACGCCAUCCCCGACGUCAGACGCCGUAUUGCAGCAGCAGAGGAAGCAAAGAUGCGCGAAGACGAAGACGAGACACAGCACAAGAUGGUCGAAGAAGUUGUGCGCGACGACCAGAUUUGUGAAGUAGUGGCUCGUUGGACGGGCAUCCCAGUGUCCCGCCUGACGUCAAGCAUGGGCGACCGUUUGAUGCACUUGGAAGAGCGCAUCCACGAGCGUGUGGUAGGCCAAGAAGAGGCAGUAAAGGCCGUGUGUGACGCUGUGCUGCGAUCGCGGGCUGGACUUGCGCGCACGGGACAGCCAACUGGUAGCUUCCUCUUCCUCGGCCCUACCGGUGUUGGCAAGACGGAGCUCGCAAAGGCACUUGCGAACGAGCUUUUCGACGAUGACAAGCACAUGGUGCGCAUCGACAUGAGCGAGUACAUGGAGGAGCACACAGUCUCGCGACUGAUUGGGUCCCCACCCGGCUACGUCGGCUUCAGUGAAGGUGGUCAGCUGACAGAGGCCGUGCGCCGCAACCCGUACAACGUGGUCCUGAUGGACGAGAUCGAGAAGGCGCACCCCAAGGUGCUCAACAUUCUGCUGCAAGUGCUGGACGAUGGUCGAUUGACGGACACGCACGGACGCACCGUUGACUUUGCGAACACAGUGAUUAUCAUGACGUCCAACAUUGGUGCAGAGCAUCUGCUGUUUGAACCGGACCUGUCGCCGCGCGCGAACAAGAAGUUCAAGACCGAGGGCGACUUUGUCGAUGCUGAGAGCCACAGGAAGCAGGAGUUUGCAAAGCAGCGCAAGCUCGUGCUUCAGCAAUUGCGGCACACGAUUCGACCGGAGCUGCUGAACCGGCUGGACGAUAUUGUGGUGUUUGAGCCGCUGGGCCGCAAGGAGCUGCGUCAGAUCGUGUUGCUGCAGUUCGACUCGGUCAUUAGGCGGCUGAAGGAAGCCCAGAUCGCGGUGAACGUGACGACAGCCGCGCUGGAUGUGAUCCUGGACGAGGCGUACGAUCCGCAGUACGGUGCACGCCCGAUCAAGCGGUACAUUGAGAAGCACGUCGUGACGGACCUGAGCAAGCUCAUUAUUUCCGGCCAGCUUCAUGCCAAGACCCAAGUGGACGUUACCGAGAGCAGUGGUAAGCUAUCGUUCACCGUCUCGCAGGCCAUGGACACUGACGUUGACAUGGCUCUAUGA